This is a messenger RNA of Malania oleifera, 2517 nucleotides long. RefSeq names its product probable inactive receptor kinase At1g48480. Lineage: Eukaryota; Viridiplantae; Streptophyta; Magnoliopsida; Santalales; Ximeniaceae. The record is from RefSeq and is a predicted model, not a curated record. Gene Ontology annotation, biological process: protein phosphorylation. The coding region runs from base 276 to 2249 and encodes 657 amino acids. Gene Ontology annotation, molecular function: ATP binding; protein kinase activity; protein binding. The transcript is spliced from 2 exons.
AUAAAAUAUAAAAAAUACAAAAUAAAGAUAAUAUCAACGACCUCGCAGUCCAGCUAGGGCUGGACUCUCUCUCUCUCUCUCUUAAACGGCGCAGUGGGAUGCAAUGCGGGAGAAAGCGCAGUGCAGCGACCGUCGUCUACCCAUGUCUCCGUCGCCGUCUCUCACGAAUCCUUCAAUCCUCAAACAAAUGCUGACAAAAUAGAAAGCAUACGAAAUCCCUCACUCCAUUAGUCUCUACACGGCACACACGAAGCGGGUUUCGCCAGAGCUACCCAAUGGGGUCUCAACGCUGUUUUCAUUUUUCUCUCCUCUUUCUGUCAUUGCUUUUCCCGCUGCUCCCGGCCGGAGACUCAGAUCUGGCCUCCGACAGGGCCGCCCUCCUGGCCCUACGCGCUGCCAUGCGCGGCCGCACUACUCUCUGGAACGUGACGCAGCCCAGUCCCUGCGCGUGGGCUGGGGUCCGCUGCGAGGACGGCCGCGUGACCAUCCUGCGCCUCCCUGGCUUCGCCCUCGCCGGAGAGGUUCCGCCGGGCAUUGUCGGCAAUCUUACCCGACUCCGUACUCUCAGUCUCCGCUUCAACGCCUUGUCCGGUCGGCUGCCGCAGGACCUCUCCAGCUGCACCUACCUCCGGAAUCUUUACUUGCAGGGUAAUCGAUUUUCCGGCGAGAUUCCGACAAUGCUGUUCGGUCUUCGUGAUCUUGUUCGCCUUAAUCUUGCCUGGAACAACUUUUCAGGGGAGAUCUCGUCUGGUUUCAACAAUCUCACUAGGUUGAGAACGUUAUUUUUGGAGAAUAAUGGACUUGUUGGGUCUAUACCGGAGUUGAAAUUCCCAAAUCUGGAGCAGUUCAAUGUGUCUUACAAUCAGUUAAAUGGUAGUGUACCGGCGACUCUUAGAACAUUGCCUGUGAGUGCGUUUUUGGGGAAUUCUCUCUGCGGUCGCCCUCUUGAGUCUUGUUCUUCAAAUGGGUCUGAGCCGGCAGCAUCUCCGAAGUCCCUGGGUUUAAAUGACAUUAAGAAGAAUGGGAAGAAAAAGUUGUCUGGAGCAGCCAUUGCUGGAAUUGUGAUCGCAUGCGUAGUAGUUUUUGCUUUAAUUGUUGUAAUUUUGCUCGUUUUCUGUCGGAAGAAGAGUACCAGGACAAGGUCGGUGGAUACUGCUACAAUUAAGCAAAGCGAAGUGGAGAUUCCGGGCGAUAAGCCUAUUGGGGAAGCUGAGAACGGUGGAUUGAGUAAUGAGUAUUCAGUGGCCGCCGCAGCAGCGGCUGCAAUGUCGGCAAAUGGGAAGGGGGAUUCUACCAAUGGAGGGGCUAAGAAGCUUGUGUUCUUCGGCAAUGCGCCUCGGGUUUUCGAUUUGGAGGAUCUGUUGAGAGCUUCGGCGGAGGUUUUGGGGAAGGGGACAUUUGGGACUGCGUACAAAGCAGUUUUAGAGGUUGGCAUGGUGGUGGCUGUGAAGAGGCUGAGGGAUGUAACCCUUUCAGAGAGAGAAUUCAGGGAAAAGAUCGAACUGGUCGGACAGAUGAAUCAUGAGAAUCUGGUCCCUCUCAGGGCAUACUACUACAGCAGGGAUGAGAAGCUUCUUGUCUAUGAUUACAUGCCCAUAGGGAGUUUAUCUGCACUCUUGCAUGGAAACAAGGUAGCGGGCAGGACUCCAUUGAAUUGGGAAAUCAGAUCCCGUGUUGCCCUUGGAGCUGCCCGUGGCAUUGCACACCUGCACUCACAAGGCCCCAACAUUUCACAUGGAAACAUCAAAUCAUCCAAUGUUCUCCUCAACACAUCCUAUGAUGCCCGUGUAUCGGACUUCGGCCUAGCUCUCCUCGUUGGACCCCCAUCCUCACCUAAUCGAGUCCCUGGUUACCGUGCUCCGGAGGUGACUGACCCACGCAAGGUUUCCCAAAAGGCUGAUGUCUAUAGCUUUGGCGUCUUGCUUUUGGAGCUUCUAACUGGUAAAGCCCCUUCCCAAGCCUUCUUAAACGAGGAAGGGAUUGACCUUCCAAGGUGGGUGCAGUCUGUAGUUCGAGAGGAGUGGACUUCUGAGGUUUUCGAUCUUGAGCUCCUCAAGUACCAGAAUGUGGAGGAGGAGAUGGUUCAGCUUUUGCAGCUUGCUAUAAACUGUGCUGCGCAGUAUCCCGAUAAACGGCCAUCAAUGUCUGAAGUGAGUAGGCAGAUCACAGAGCUCCGUCGUUCUAGCCUGGGAGAAGAAAGUGACCCUCAGAUCGAUGCAGUCAAUGAUGCGGAUGAUGCUUCUUCCUAGUGGGUUGAUUGGGCACCAUCCAUUUUCAUGUAUAUGGAUUGAACUAUUGAAGAAGCAUCAUCAUCAUUUUAUCAUUCAUCUUUAGCAUGAUGAAUUGCUUUCUCUUUCUUAAAUUUUUUAUGAUUGUUUUCUGUGCCUAAAUUUCUUUCAUGUAGAAUUUACUGUUCUUGCUCCUUCCUGUUUUCCUUUGAGCAGCCUUUUUUUUUCCCCAUCUUCUCCCCCCCUUCCCCCCUCUUUCUCAAUUCUAUGGGGCUGAUUAUCUGUCCAA